AUGAAUGAGCUAACUAGACCUCGUCGGCGGGACGGGGAGCUGUUUACGCACCGCCGCAAGGCGACGUACAAGCGCAUUCCACUUGCCAGCCUUCCGCAGAAGGAUGAGGGAGAGCCUUGGCUGUCCGAGAAGGCUGUCGCUACAGAGUGGCUUGGACUGUUCUACAACCUUGCCGUCUCCUCUUCCUUCGGGACCUUCAACGGCUCACAUCAGCUGCGUACACCUGCAGGUCUCCCGUCGUACCUUGCCUACUUUGCUGUCAUCAUCUCCAUGUGGACUAUUCAAUUGCACUACGACGUGCGCUUUCAGGGCAACGAUGUCGCGCAUCGAUUAGCCAAAGCAGCUCAAAUUACGCUAUAUCUCUACGUCGGUGCCGCCAGCGGCGGCUGGGAUCUAGCCAAGCUCGAGCCGGAGCCGGUGCUGAGCGUCGGUUCAGGAGAGCUUGUUGCGCACGACCUUGCUGCUCAGUCAUUUUUGACUGUCUCUGUUGUUGUGGCGGCUCACUGUGGCCUCCUCGCUGCUCAGUACUUGCUGGUCACCUACCUCGGGAAACGCGUGGGCCGGCGCACCACCUCCACACGGUGGAGCUUCGCCUCCCUCGUCAUUUCAUGUGCUCUGUUCAUUGCGGCUGGAGCUACUACCCCUUCCUCUCCCUCUCGCGCUCAUGCCAAGAUCGCACUCCUCUUCCUCGGCGUCGCUGUCAACCUCGCCGCCAUCGGAAUGCAGGCCUUGCGCGGGGUGCAAGUCCCUGUGCGCGACGGGUUGAUCGCGACGCAGUAUGGCUCCCUCUCCCUGACUAUGUUGGGCACAGGCUUUGGGGGGAUUGCGGGCGCGUUUCAGGCGGCCAUCACCGGUGUAUCCCCCGUUGACUCGACUGCGUACGCUCAAGUAUUUCUUGCCGUUGGCGUCAUCUAUUUCAUCUGGGCGAAUAUGUUCGCCAACUUCCACAAAGCGCUUGAAGUUGACGCUGGCCGGACGUGGCUGUGGGAGGUGCUGCACUUCCCGCUGCACUUCUGUCUCCUGGCUUUCAUCGCGGCAAUGACGAAUUGCGUGGCGGUGAAUGUUUGGAGCGCCGCGCUGCUGCGCGCAUUCGGCCUCUUUCGUGCCGCUGUGAAAGACAUGUUGGACGGAGGAGGACUGGAUGAUGCGCGAAUUCGCAACCUCGCUCUGGUGCUUGACAGGCUGGACCUCGAGCCCGACUUUGCGACGCAGUACAGCCGCCUGGCCUCCCUGGCUAGCGAUGGAUCGAGCACGGCAGCGCAGGCGAUUACGGUGCGCGCGUAUCAAUACUUUGCCCAGAUUAUCCGUGCCACCUGCUCCCACGUGGGUGUGCCUCUCGGCGCCAGAGCAGGGUUGCUCCUACGCCGCGUCCUCGACCUCGCUACCUCCCAGACGCCGGACGCAGAGAUGGCGCAGGAGGUUUCGGCCCUGAUUGAGGACGCGGUUGAGGCCGUCCUCCGCGACGCCUUCUCAGGUGUACUCUGGCUUUAUCCGGCGGCGGGUGGCAUUCUCAUCUUUGCGGCGGCGCGCUCCGUCUGCCGCUUUCACUUCCGCGGGCUGGCGGGGUACGUGAUCCACGCAUGGCAGAUGGUGGGCGGCGGUGCGCUCUGCCUUCUCGGACUCCUUUGUCUAGGCUCGCGUGGUGUUUGGUUCGAUACCUCUGGAGGAAUCCAGUACGGAAACUGCUUGUACCGUCUUGUCGCGGCAAACUGGGGCAUCGCGAUAGUGUUCCUCAUCUACGCCGCCGUGCAAGGCGGAUACAUGAUCACGAUGGAGGCUGCAUGGAGCGUCUUCCACGUGGAGCGGGAGCGGCGGGGCGAGAGUUAA
Messenger RNA from Cutaneotrichosporon oleaginosum, 1827 nucleotides. RefSeq lists its product as uncharacterized. Lineage: Eukaryota; Fungi; Basidiomycota; Tremellomycetes; Trichosporonales; Trichosporonaceae. The record is from RefSeq and is a predicted model, not a curated record.